Molecule: messenger RNA, 3390 nt
Organism: Girardinichthys multiradiatus
Lineage: Eukaryota; Metazoa; Chordata; Actinopteri; Cyprinodontiformes; Goodeidae
Product: YTH domain-containing family protein 1-like
Exons: 6
Coding region: 304-2154 (616 amino acids)
Biological process (GO): mRNA destabilization
Cellular component (GO): cytoplasm
Molecular function (GO): mRNA binding; N6-methyladenosine-containing RNA reader activity
Source: RefSeq, a predicted model, not a curated record
CAGCGACGUCAUUUCCGCUCCUCGGGCACUGCAAGAAGCUGCUGUUUGGGGGCCAAGUGAGCUGUGAGGCCACCGGAGCUGGUCUAGUUUAGCUUUGAGGGACUCGAAGCGGACUAAAGCCCGGCUGGAUUAAUGUGGAGAGGGCGGCGCGACCUGCCAGCGGGGCCACGACAAGAACCGGCGAGCCGAGUCGAGAGUCCGGCUAACAGCUGCUGCUAGCAGGGAAGAGAAGAAGCCUCACCGUAGUUAUCACACCGCUCGUCCUGUCGGGGCUGCAGUCUUAACACAACACCUGGUGGAUGAAUGAUGUCUGCCGCUAGCAUUGACCCUCAGACAUCGAAAGGACAAGAUGCAAGCAAAGUCUUUCCAGUUUCAGUGCAGAAUGGCUCCCUCCACCAGAAGGACUCUGUGCAUGAUAAUGACUUUGAGCCGUAUCUCACUAGCCAGUCCAGUCAGAAUAACAGCUAUCAAUCCAUGACAGACCCCUACCUGUCCAGCUAUUAUGCCCCCUCUAUUGGAUUUCCUUAUACUCUCAAUGAGGCUCCUUGGUCUACAGGAGGUGACCCACCGAUUCCCUACCUAGCCCCCUAUGCCCCUCUUAGUAAUGGAGACCACCACUUCAUGCCUGACACAGUGUUUGGGCAACCUGGUGGGGUAAGCAGCAACAUUUACCCUCACAGGUUUAAUUUUUUCCCAGAGAACCCAGCGUUCUCAGCCUGGGGAACCAGUGGGUCUCAGGGCCAGCAGACUCAGAGCUCGGCUUAUGGGGGCAGCUACAACUACCCUCCUAGCUCUCUAGGGGGCACAUUAGUCCCCGAUGGUCAGACAGGUUUCCAUAGCGACACCCUGAGCAAAGCUCCAGGCAUGAACAGCCUGGAGCAGGGCAUGCUGGGUCUAAAAAUAGGGGGUGAUGUGACAGGUAGUGGCUCAGGUGUGAAGAGUUCAGGCUCUGUGAUUGGAGGUGGUGUAGCUGCAGCCGUUGCCACAGGCAACGGUGGCACGCAAGUUGGAAUGCCCCCUCAGAAGCCCGCAUCGUGGGCGGCUGUUGCCAGUAAACCUGCCAAGCAGCAGCAGCAAAAGGCAAAGAACAAGCCUGGAAUUCCUCUUGCUGGAGGAAUGCUGCCUCCACCUCCCAUCAAACACAGCAUGGACAUUGAUACUUGGGAUAACAAAGGGACCACUGCCAAGAUGGUCCCACCGCUACCCCACCACCAUCACCACCACCACCAGCAGCACCCGUCCCAUCUUCACUCCCAUACUGCCAGCCUCAUACCUCCCCUACAGCAGUCCCUGCAGUCUGUCCAGUCCCUUGUUCAGCAGAUGACCAUGCCAGCUCCUCCUCCAGGACCUCCACAGUCUUACCAGAACCACAACUCCGUUCCCACACCUCAGACCAGAUGGGUAGCACCCCGCAACCGCAAUCUGUGCUAUAGUGGGGGAAGCCUGGACAGCAGCAGCUCCUCAAACGGCGGAUGCGGUGUAGGGAACGGAGGAGUUGCUGGAUUUGUUCCUGCAGAACCAGGAUCAGAGUCCCACCCUGUUCUGGAGAAGCUGCGAGCAGCGCACAGCUACAACCCCAAGGAUUUUGACUGGAACUUAAAAAACGGCCGUGUGUUCAUCAUCAAGAGCUACUCUGAGGACGACAUCCACCGCUCCAUCAAGUACUCCAUCUGGUGCAGCACGGAGCACGGCAACAAGCGCCUGGACGCAGCCUACAGAGCCAUGAACUCCAAAGGUCCCGUCUACUUGUUGUUCAGCGUCAACGGCAGCGGUCACUUCUGCGGCGUGGCGGAGAUGCGCUCCCCUGUGGACUAUGGGACCAGCGCCGGAGUCUGGGCCCAGGACAAGUGGAAGGGCAAGUUUGACGUGAACUGGUUGUUUGUUAAGGAUGUGCCUAACAGCCAGCUGCGCCACAUCCGCCUGGAGAACAACGACAACAAGCCAGUCACCAACUCACGGGACACGCAGGAGGUUCCUCUGGAAAAGGCCAAGCAGGUGCUGAAGAUAAUCGCCCAGUACAAACACACCACCUCCAUCUUUGAUGACUUCUCCCACUACGAGAAGAAGCAGGAGGAGGAGGAUGUGGUUAAAAAGAGCUAUGAGCCCAUCUCAAUACAGAGUCGACCCAGAGUUGAUCAGGAUCGCCAGAAGUGAACAGUCCAAGCUGGCCUCUGAAAGGUCGAUCAACACCUGCGUUCAGGCGGACAUAAUGAAAUCCAAAUGAGAACACAGACGUAACAAAAAAAGAAAAAUAUAAUUGUUUUCUAUUUAUUAACAACUUUGGCCCCUGUCAAACCUUUGAGCCGCUUUGCUCUGGGUUACCUAGACUUUGUAACGCGUGCAGGGAUGAAACUAAAUUUCACCAUAUAAAGUUAUUUUAAUAACAUCAGUUAACUUUUUUAUCCUUGGAAGUUUACUCAGCUAAGUAAAAAAAAAUAUCUGCACGACUGAUGCUGAUAUUCAGUGACUGUUCACAUCGUGGUUUGUGUGUUGAAGAGAUGUUAAGUGCUCGUGUUGGUUAAUCUAAAUGAGUGGAGAACACUUUAAUGACAAAUGUCUAUCUGUUUGUGGCCACUUGUGUUUAUAUCAUCAGAAGAAGAAAAAAAUAACUUCUUAAUUUCCAUUUUCUUUAGUGGAAAGCUGAAGGUUUCUGUAUGCAUAGACAUUUAUGUUCAAGGCUGUGGAAAAUUAAAAUAUAAAUCUUACAAAUAGCUAUGAAAUAAUGAUCUGGUUUGAGGUUUAGCAUAAAUGUAUUUUUUUGGUAAUGUUUGGGGAAUAACGAGGCCUUAAAUUUCUUUUCAGCAUAGCGAAUGGGGAAAACAGUUUUCAUUUUCAGAUAUACACAUUUUCUUUUAGAUUAACCGUUCUCUUAUUUAAACGAAGAAAGUUGCAAUAUAGUUGAGAAAUUCAGUCAAAUUAAUUUUAAAAAUGUCAGUUUAGCACGCACAGUUUUUUCAAUUUAAGCCAUACUUGGUUUUCUUUCUCUUAACACCAUUUUAAUCUCAACAUUAUAGGUUUCCACUCCAUUGUCAAAAGCUUUAAGGUACCAAUGUUUCUAACAGAAAUCGCCUCCAAAUAUUAAGCUGUAGCAUUAUUGACUGAUUAAUUGUCAAGUGUAUGGAAAUCCAGAGACUAGCCUGUGUGAUAAAUGUUUGUAACUUUUUAUUUUUUGGUUUUACUUUUAUUUUUAACUGCUUGCUGUAUUGUGCGUGUAUGCAAGAGUGGCAGAAAGCAGGGAGAAUCAGAGUUAUACUGUACAAUGAUAUUGGAAUAUAGAAAAUUUAUGCAAAACUUUUACGUCACCCUUGGAUUAAAUAUCUAUUGUAUCAGAGGUCACUAUCACAUUCUUAGAUUUGAUCAUGUUCGUUAUUAAAGAUAUACUUAUAUGUU